Pichia membranifaciens NRRL Y-2026 is the source of this 2790-nucleotide messenger RNA. RefSeq lists its product as hypothetical. The transcript is spliced from 2 exons. Bases 1 to 2790 code for a protein of 929 amino acids. Gene Ontology annotation, molecular function: carbohydrate binding; alpha-glucosidase activity. Gene Ontology annotation, biological process: carbohydrate metabolic process; N-glycan processing. The record is from RefSeq and is a predicted model, not a curated record. Gene Ontology annotation, cellular component: glucosidase II complex. NCBI's taxonomy places the organism in Eukaryota, Fungi, Ascomycota, Pichiomycetes, Pichiales, Pichiaceae.
AUGUUGUUUGGCUUUGUUGGCUGUGUGCUGUGGUUGCUGCUGUGGACCUCUCCAGCAGUGUCUGUCAAAGACUAUUUAUUCAAAAAGUGUGAACAAAAUGGCUUUUGCAAUCGAAACAGACACUACGCUCAGCAGAUUUCAGCAUUGGAGGGGGCCUAUGAGCCUCGUUACGCCAUGGAUAGGUCCAGUCUAGUGGUUGAUGAAAAAAACGGAUUGAUUAAGGGAAAGAUAAACAAGCAAUUGGGCGAUGGAUCGUACAGAGACCUGAUUUUUGAUGUGACCAUAGUGGAAGACUAUAAUUUACGUUUCAGACUCGACGAGGAAGACAGAAAGAAAUAUAUCCCAGAGGGGAUCACAGUGAACCCUAGCAGAUAUUCGGAAACUGGAGAUCGAGCAUUUAAGGGGAAGCUGGCAAGAAAACCUUUCCAGCAUCAGAUUCUAGAUGACGAGAUAUUUGUCAAAUACGGCGAAGGGCUAAAAUACUCAGCGGUUAUCAAAAUGUACCCAUUCAGGAUUACUAUUAUGUAUAACGAUGUCAAGCAGAUUGUGCUGAAUGAUAGAGAUUUCUUGAAUCUAGAGCAUUACAGAACGAAGGAAAGUCAAGAAAAGGAGCGUGGUGAAUCGAUUGACAUUUUACCUGAAGAAUCUACGUUCAAUGCAUACAAGGACAACUUUAAGGACUCUAAGGAUGAUCACCUCUUUUUGGGUCCAGAAUCUGUAGCUCUAGACUUCACUUUCGUCAAUUAUACCCACGUCUAUGGAAUACCUGAACAUGCGGACUCUUUUUCCUUGAAGGACACGACGGGAACCGAGCCUUACAGACUAUACAAUGUUGACAUCUUUGAGUACGAAACCCAGAGCAAACUUCCGAUGUAUGGAUCGAUCCCAUUGAUGAUUGCUGCAAAGCCUGAUACCUCUGCGGCAAUAUUUUGGGUGAACUCUGCUGAUACCUAUAUUGAUAUCAAAAAGAACGACGCUGACAGUGUGAAGACACACUGGAUGUCAGAGAAUGGUAUAAUGGACGUUAUUUUGAUGGUGAAACCUACACCCAGUGCCAUCUCGAAGGCAUAUGGUGAAAUCACUGGGUUUUCAACGCUGCCAAAUUUGUUUUCACUUGGCUAUCACCAGUGUAGAUGGAACUACAACGAUGAAGGUGAUGUUUUGGAUGUCCAUCAAAAUUUUGAUAACUAUGAAAUACCAUAUGAUACCAUCUGGUUAGAUAUCGAGUACACCGAUGAGAAAAGAUAUUUUACUUGGAAUAAGGAACUUUUCCCGACACCAGAUGACAUGAUGGCCAAAAUGGACGAGACUAAGCGUCAACUUGUUAUGAUUGUCGACCCCCACAUCAAGGAUGAUUACUUCAUGGCCGAUCUUAUCAAAGAUAAUGACAUCGCAAUCAAUGAUCCAUUAAUUGAAGGUGCUUUCCGUGGGCAUUGCUGGCCUGGAAAGUCUAUUUGGAUUGAUACCAUGAAUCCCGCAGCCCAAAAAAUAUGGGAUUCUCAAUUUAAGAAUGGCAGUUCUCUAUUAGGUUAUUCCACCAAUGGACAUAUUUGGAAUGAUAUGAACGAGCCUUCUGUUUUUGAUGGGCCAGAGACGUCAAUUUCAAAAGACACAAAGCAUUAUGGGCAUUACGAACAUAGAUCUGUUCACAAUAUAUAUGGCUUGUCUUUCCAUGAAGCGACCUACAAUUCCUUGAUCAAGAGAAAUGACUACAAGCGUCCUUUCAUCCUUACCAGAUCUUUUUAUGCUGGAUCGCAAAGGACAGCAGCUAUGUGGACGGGUGACAAUAUGGCCAAAUGGGAAUACCUGAAAGAAUCAAUUCCAAUGGUUCUCACUAUGAACGCUGUCGGUUUCCCUUUUGCAGGAGCAGACGUCGGUGGAUUUUUUGGUAAUCCACCAAAGGACCUUUUGGUCAGAUGGUACCAAGCUGGGAUUUGGUAUCCAUUUUUCAGAGGGCAUGCACACAUCGAUUCGAGACGUCGUGAACCGUGGAUUGCAGGUGGCGUCUAUACUGAUUACAUGAGAGAUGCAAUAAGGUUGAGAUACAGAUUACUGCCAUUACUCUACACAGAGUUUUGGAAAAGCAGUGUUUCGGGACAGCCCAUCCUAAAGUCAAUGCUGUGGGAAAUUCCACAAGAUAAACUGGGAUAUGAAAUAGAUAAUCAGUUUUACCUUGGUGGACUACUGGUGCAUCCUAUCGUUGAAGAGAAUGCUGAGGAGGCCGAGGUCUAUUUCCCGUGUGACGGUGAAACAUAUUACGAUUUCUUCGACGUUGCCACAAAAUUCCAAUCUUGCCAGACAAUCAACGUCAAGGCCACCUUGGGUAUGAUGCCAGUUUUCCUAAAGGGAGGCUGCGUUGUGCCAACCAAAGACAGAUAUAGGAGGUCGGCGCAGCUCAUGAAGUAUGACCCAUAUACUCUUUACGUUGUGAUUGGCUCGGAUGGAACUGCCUCGGGGGAAUUGUAUGUUGACGACGGAGAAACAUUUGGGUACAAAUCUGGAGACUGGUUGGAAGUUGAAUUGACAGCAUCAGAGUCCGAUAGAGUAAUAAGAGCCAGCGUGGUCCACAACGAAAACAAAACAUUCACUAGAGGCUUAGAGACGAAGAAGGUAACGGUGAACAAAGUCAUUGUUGUCGGCUCUAGUGUUUCAGGCGGCCUGGCUUCUGUGUCUGUCUCGCAGAACGGCAAGACAUGGACAGCCGACGUGGCUGAAAGCAGACCUGACCAUGCAUUCACAAUUCGGAACCCGGACGUGCUUAUCACUAGCAACUGGGAAAUAAACUUCUAA